GUCUACAUCCACUCAAAUCACACCACCCCAUACCCAACUGAUUAACAACCGUUUAGGUCAGCAUGUCGCGCGGAAAACCGGUAAACUAGACCGGUGGUUGCGGCUGUGUGGUCACAGAUUACGCUGAGCUGUCGAAAUGAGGACACGGCUCGAGUCUCUUGAAUAAAAAACGUUCACCUCAUUAGGAACACAAAGGGAAACUAAUCCCUGACCCACGCGUUUGGCAGGAUUUGAGGCGUUGGUGAGCGUGAACGCACUGACAUUCAAAACUGGGAUGAUUAUGUUUGUUAUUUUCAUAGUACCGCACCUUGUGGAUACAGUGGACAUGGCAGCACUCACUCAGGCGUCAAUUUCUCCUCCCGAAACGUCACUUCCACGGGAUAUCUGAAACUUUUCCAAUGCUGCAAUACCGUGGGAGUCUAUGAGGCUGUGUGGGAGGGAUCUCCCGUCCUAAAUCAACUAGGUGAGGAAACUUCGGGAUUUAGGAUUCUGGAGGCUACUAUAGCGGCGCUCGCGGUCUCAUUGGCCAUUUGAAGGUAGUCUAUUUUUUGAAAAUGUUGUUUGUCUCUCGAGUCUAACACAACAAGGAAGUAUUCACAAUAGCCUUGCUGAUUUGGUGGUCGGUUGGGUAACGAGAGACUUUUUUUUGGCUAGUGAGUAGGUAAACGUUUUCACCUUUUUCGAUUUGGAUAUAUUGCGAGCGAUUCCGCAUCAUGUAACAACGGAUGGACACGCGCUUCCAAUGCGAACCGAUUGAAUAACUUCUAACCUAUUCAAUUACUUUUUUUCUUCGUUAUUAAUUUAGUCAUAAAAAGGAAUAGGACAGAACAUUUGGCCAUAUUGUUGCAGACAUUUGGCAUAGAAAACCACCCCAAAAGGUGAUACAUCAAGAAGAAAAAGCGAUAAUCAAAACCCAAUGGGAUAAACAUAUUCGAGUCAAUUAUCACCGUCAACCCACGGUGACUGAUCCCUAAAGUGGAUCCCCCUUCCCGGGUAUUAUUCUAGCUCGUGCGUGUCCGGUGAACGAGGAGAUGAGCAAGGCGAGAUGGGACAGUGUCUCAGUUCAGAACAAGACCUAACGGAGGAGGGGAAGAAGGCGAAACUUCAGAGCGCGAAGAUAGACAGGGACCUGUAUGAAUACGCCAAGAGGGAGAUGAACGUGGUCAAAAUUCUAAUGCUCGGAGCAGCAGAGAGUGGGAAGAGUACUCUGGUCAAACAGAUGAAGAUCAUCCACAGCCACGGCUUUACCAAGCAAGAGCUGACCAGCUUCAAGCCGGCGGUGCUGGACAAUCUUCUGACCUCUAUGAAGUUUGUCCUCCACGGGAUGGGCAUUCUCCGGAUCAACCUGACUAACAGCAAGAACAAGGUGCACGCCCACUCUGUGUUGUCCUGCGGGAGGUGUUUUGAUGAGGAUCAGGUGCUGUUUCCUUUCAUUGGCCACGCCCUUUCCUGUCUGUGGGCUGACCAGGGGGUCCGAGAGGCCGCAGCCAGGGGUUACGAGUUUGAACUCAACGACUCUGCCCUGUAUUUCUUUGAGAACAUGGGUCGUAUCAUCUCUCCGGACUACGUUCCCACGGAGACGGAUGUCCUGAGGGUCAGACUGAGGACCACCGGGGUCAUAGAGACGCAGUUCAAAGUCAAACACCUGCUCUUCAGGAUGUAUGAUGUGGGGGGUCAGAGGACCGAGAGGAGGAAGUGGAUUGGUUGUUUCGAGGACGUCCGGGCCGUGGUAUUUGUUGUUUCUCUCAGUGGAUACGACAUGACUCUAGUAGAGGACCCAUGUAUGAACCGCCUACAGGAGAGUCUGAAACUCUUCUCUUCCAUCUGCAACAACAUCUUCUUCAAGAGUACCUCAAUGAUCUUAUUUAUGAACAAGAUCGAUCUUUUUCAAGAGAAGGUUUUACAUUCGGGGCGGCAUCUGCGGCUGUAUGUGCCGCAGUUCAAAGGUGCAGACUGUGACGUUGACGCUGCGGCCCGGUACAUUGCCGGAAUGUUUGUGUCUCUCAACGCCACGCCCAGCAAACUCAUCUACCACCACUUCACCACGGCAACGGACACCUCCAACGUACAGAUUGUCUUCCAGGUCGUCAUGGACACCAUCAUCAAAGAGAACCUAGAGGCCGUCUCUCUGCUUUGAUUGGUUCUAAGAGUUCCUAUGAGUUCUAACAGUUCCGAUGGUGCUGGUUGGCUUCUGGACUCUGGGGUGAAGUUUCCCUCGGUACAGAGCUAGACUCAGCUUCCCCUCACCAAAUCAUAACCUUAAAGGGUCAAUCAGCUGUUGCUACGUCCAUUUUUGGACUUAGCAACUGGCCCAUUGAUUCUUGAAUGUAACUUAUAAAUGCCUCAUGAGCUUCAUUCAAAAUAUAAGCUUGUUUUACUCCGUUUGUAAACAACGUAAAUGUGAACAAAUAGCCUCAACGUGGUUAAAACUAGAAUGUUGAUAUCAUGGAUUGACAGUCUUUGCAUCCAUAGCUCUAGCUAUGCGUUUGAGAGAGGUUACAAUUCUCCAGCCUCGUCCCUCAGCUGUUUACCAAAACGGGCGGGGAGACGGUUUGUUAUCGUUUCAACUGCUGAUUUCCCCUUUAACCGUUAGUGGGGAUAAUGGAAAACUGACCCAAGAUCAACUGCUGAUUUCCCCUUUAACCGUUAGUGGGGAUAAUGGAAAACUGACCCAAGAUCAGUGACUAGGGGCUCCGUCACCCUACUCCGUUUUCUGGUUCUGGAAGAAAAGCGUGUUGAAGUCGACUUCAUAAUGAAAGACCCCUCGGUUCAGUUCCUCAGGAACUGUUUACAUGACUUCACGGAACGAGGAGGAGGUCCAUUGGAGAACAUUUCACUUCCUGGAACGAGGACGAGGUCCAUUGGAGAGCAUUUCUCUUCCUGGAACGAGGAGGAGGUCCAUUGGAGAACAUUUCUCUUCCUGGAACGAGGACGAGGUCCAUUGGAGAACAUUUCUCUUCCUGGAACGAGGACGAGGUCCAUUGGAGAACAUUUCUCUUCCUGGAACGAGGACGAGGUCCAUUGGAGAACAUUUCUCUUCCUGGAACGAGGACGAGGUCCAUUGGAGAACAUUUCACUUCCUGGAACGAGGAGGAGGUCCAUUGGGGAAACAUUUCUCUUCCUGGAACGAGGACGAGGUCCUUUGGGGAAACAUUUCACUUCCCUCUCCUUGUUUUUGUGAACAAUCAUGGACUAUGGUACAUAUUUAUUUGUGUUAUUGUUGUUGUUAUGCAACCCUAAUCAGAAUAUGAAUAAUACAACAUCAACAUUUUAAUUCUUAACAUACUUGUUAUAUUUCUUAUUCGUACCAGAGCUCAUUGGAGGGACCCUGUAGACGGUAAUGAUAGGCUUCCUCUCAGCUUUGGUUGCUCGGUUACUGUCAUCCAGCUAAAUGCUCACUCAGCUUAGUGCAUGUCUUAGUGUGUGUGGGGGCAGGCAGGCAGGAGGAUUUACCGUUUGUCCAUUAGAUGCGCGGGCAGUGUGGUACUGAUGUGGAGGUGUGGAGUUAUGGGUCCCUCAUCCAUACAGACUGUGUGUGUGAGGUAAGGGGUUCACUCAUCCAUACUGUGUGUGUGUUAAGGGGUUCACUCAUGCAUACAGACUACGUGCAUUUUCCUUCCAUCCAUCAAUGCCUAUCACUCCUUAAUGGGACAGAGAUCACAGAAAACAACUGGCUUUAUUUAACUGCAGUAAAUCUCAUCACUCUUGUGUCCUGCUCUCCUUUCCCUCCCUCUCUCUCUCUCUCCCUCUCUCAAACACCUCUUCCUUUUUCUCUCUCUCCUCUUUUUUCUUAAUUUACAUGUUUUAUUCUGUCAUUCAUUUGGGGAUUUUUGUCUAAGUUGCUCAACAGACAAGUAUCUGUUGGAAGACUAUUGCUAUCAAACUAUUGUCUAAGCAUUUGAGAAAUAAAAUCUUACCAUUAUGUAUUUAUGUGAA
Messenger RNA from Oncorhynchus mykiss (rainbow trout), 3936 nucleotides. Lineage: Eukaryota; Metazoa; Chordata; Actinopteri; Salmoniformes; Salmonidae. The record is from RefSeq and is a predicted model, not a curated record.